Messenger RNA from Saccostrea echinata, 2518 nucleotides. Its product is annotated as annexin A5-like. The transcript is spliced from 16 exons. Gene Ontology annotation, cellular component: cytoplasm. The coding region runs from base 62 to 1783 and encodes 573 amino acids. NCBI's taxonomy places the organism in Eukaryota, Metazoa, Mollusca, Bivalvia, Ostreida, Ostreidae. Gene Ontology annotation, molecular function: calcium-dependent phospholipid binding; calcium ion binding. The record is from RefSeq and is a predicted model, not a curated record.
CCAGAUUUCACUUUUAGGCUUUACAAAGAAAUACGAACUCGAGACAGAACAAAAAGUGCUGAUGUCAUACUAUCAGAGUAACUAUCCUUCCUAUGGUGGAGGUGGAGGGUAUGGUGCAUAUGGAGGAUACACUAGUUCUGGUCCUCCUCCCCCACCACAAGGAUAUGGGGGUUAUGGAGGAUACAGUGCCUACAAUGUAAACCAGUCUGCAUACAACCAGUAUCAGAUGGGAACUGCCCCUCCCCCUCCCACAGGGGGUUAUGGAGGAGGAUAUGGAGCAAAUCCAUUCCAGGCAAUUCAGGGAUGUUAUCAACAGUACCAAAGCAAUCCUCAGUACCAACAACAGCACUGGCAACCACCACCACCACCACCAGCUCCACAGGGAAUGGUAGACAAGUACAAUCAACAGAUGUACCAGAAUCAGUGGUAUGCACAACAGCAAAUGAAAGAACAACUUCAGCAGCAAAUGGGAAUUAAGAAAAAGAAGAAGAAGGGAAGGAAACAAAGAAGGAGGGUAGAAGAAGAUGAUGAAGAAGAUGAGGAGGAGGAGGAAGAGGAAGACGAUGUAGAUCCAGAUGUUGAGGCUAUGCUGAAGGAAAGACUGCGUACUACUUAUAUUGAUGAGUUGAUGCGUCGCUUAAAAGUCUCUGGAACUCUUGACAUAACACAGGGUACUAUUGGUGCCUAUGCUAGAUAUGAGCCUGAAGACCCUGUUUUUAAAUUCAUGGCAUCAAAAGGUGAGGAUUUGUCAGAAAAUCCAAAAUGGGACCCUGAAUGUGAUGUGCAGUAUCUGAGAGAUGCAAUGAAAGGCUUAGGUACUAAUGAAGAUGCAAUCACUCAUGUGCUGACCACCAGAAACAAUGCCCAAAGACAACAGCUGAAAAAGAUGUUUAAAACAGCAUAUGGAAGGGACUUGAUCGAGGAUGUAGAAUCAGAGCUGAGUGGGGAUUACAGAUCUGCAAUAAUGGCACUUUUUGUUCCCCCUGCUGUGUAUGAUGCAUAUUGCAUUAAGGAAGCAAUAUAUGGACCAGGAACAGAUGAAGCCAGUCUUAUAGAAAUUUUUAUGACAAGAACAAACCCACAAAUACAAGAACUUAGAGCAGUGUAUGGAGAUGUGGCAAGUCCUCACAGAAAAGUAUCAGGGACUCUGAUAGAAAAGGACAUUGAGGGAGACACCAGUGGAGACUUCAAACAACUACUUGUAGCAGCAGCACAGGGUAAUCGAAAUGAAAUUACCAGGGAACAGUUGGAAAAAGCAGUAGAGGAGAUUGAAGUGGAUGGAAAAGGAACAGGAAUGUUUCAAGUAAACUACUCAAAAUUAGCAGACAUGAAGAAAGCUAAGAGAGAUGCAGAGAAACUCUAUAAAGCAGGAGAAGACAAAUGGGGUACGGAUGAAGAAGAAUUUAUCCGUAUCUUUUCGACCAGAGAUUACUAUCAGUUACGAGCCACAUGGGAUGAGUAUGUAAAGCUUACUCAAAGAGACAUCACAAAUUCUGUUGACAGAGAGACCUCAGGCGACUUUCGAUCUGGCCUUAAAGCCAUAGCACAAAAUAUUAAGUGCAGACCAAAAUAUUUUGCCCAACGCCUGAAAAAAGCCAUUAAAGGUUUAGGAACUGAUGAUAAGACCUUGAUUCGUAUCAUUGUUUCAAGAGCAGAGAUUGAUAUGGUUCAGAUAAAGAAAGAGUUCCUGGCUAUGACUGAUCAAACACUCUGGAAAUGGAUUCAUGACGACACAAGUGGUGAUUACCGUAAAGUCCUGUUAGCACUUGUCGGUAAAAAUUGAACGCACUCAGAGAAAUUGAGGAAAACAAUUUUUGAAAUAAUAGCCCAGGCACUAGAGUGUUCUUUUAUCAUUCUUUCUUUUUUGUUUUAACUUGUAGUAUAUGUUGAUGUCAUUUAUUAUGAAAAUGCUUUUUAUUGUAAAAAAAAAAAACCCUAUUAAUAGUGUUCUGUAUUGUAUUUGUCUUAAUUGUGGAGGGUCAAACUGGAACUUGAUAAAAAGUAAUUGUAGUGAGGAAACUACAGAUCAUUUCUCCUUUACAAAUUAUAUACUGACUGUGUGUUCAUGAGACUGCAUGUAAAUGAGACUUACAUGCUAUAUCUAUUAGCCUGUUUGUACUAAAUUAAAAUAGAUAUUAUCAUUGUACUUUGUGUUUGCUACAUAUUUACCAGUAUACUAGCAUCAUUAUAAUCAUGCCUAAAUUAAUUGUGGCCAUUUUUCUGCCUAACAGACUUUAAUUUUUCAAGGGUAGCAAGUUAUUGUUAAAACUCCUUUCUGUAUAAAGCAUUGUGAUCGACAUUUAAUUCAUAAUUGUUGCUACAGUACUGAAAAUAUCUUUAAAAUUAACUCCUGAUAAGAUUCAGAUAUAUCAUUUCUAUGUGUUUAAAAAUUGGACACUUUUGUUUUGUACUUUGUUUCAUUAAAGUGUAACUGUGAUAUUCUAUUUACUUUGGAAUAAAUGAACGUUACUAUUGACUACACUGCAUUAGUUAUCUUCUUAUAUAUUAGUACAUGUAU